GUAUGAGAUUUAUUCCCCUGCAGUCCAUACAUCCCCAGCCCGUGCACCUUCUCAUCCUCCCCUUCAGAUAACACUUUUCUUCUCUGUGUUCCUUCUCCUGUGCUGACCUGCGUCCUUAGAAUACAGAGCAGGGGGGAGGGGAGGUGAGGGGCUGUGUACUCAGCUGGAUGAGAUGAGGGGGCGUGGCUUAUUCCUCUCAUGCAGACAGAGAAAAAAAAAAAGCUGUGACAUCUUGUCCACAACAGACUCAGAAUUGUUGACAACAGUAAAAGAAAACCCUCUGAACUACAGAACUUCCUGCCCAACAAACAGAGCCGCCAUUCAUAUAACAGAACCUGAGGAGCCUCACAACAGUCGAAUCUAAAAGUUUCCUUAGGAGACUAGGACAAUUUUGGCAUAUUUCUGACCUUCAUUUGGAUUUCUCAUAUCACCUCACUGAUGACCACACCAAAGUAUGCUUGUCUUCUAAAGGUGUCAAUGCCUCCAGUCCUGGAAUUUUUGGAGACUUUAUGUGUGAUUCCCCAUAUGGACUUAUCUUAUCAUCAAUACAAUAUGUAAAAACAUCUGAACAAAAAGUUGACUUCAUGAUAUGGACUGGCGAUAGUCCGCCUCAUGUUCCUGCAGAUGAGCUGUCCACAAAAAUGGUGAUAGAUGUUAUUGGGAACAUGACCUCUACUAUUCGUAGCCUUUUGCCUGAUAUGCUUGUGUUUCCGGCACUAGGCAACCAUGACUAUUGGCCCCAGGACCAGUUGCCUGUAUCAGGAAGUGAAGUGUAUACAGCAGUGGCAGAAUUUUGGAAGCCAUGGCUGUCUGAAGGAGCUCUAAGCACAUUUCGGAAAGGCGGUUACUAUUCUCAGAUCUACAAAUCAAACAGAAUGUCCCAUCCUCUUAGAAUAAUCAGUUUAAACACAAACCUGUACUACAGUCCGAAUAAAGAGACGUACAACAUUACAGACCCGGCUGAUCAGUUUGUAUGGCUGGAGGAAACAUUAACACUUUCUCGUCAAAACAAUGAGAAGGUGUACAUCAUUGCCCAUGUUCCCAUAGGAUUUCUUCCAUUUACUCUAUGCAUAACAGCAAUGAGAGAAACAUUCAAUCAGAAACUGGUGAACAUUUUCCGCAAAUAUAGUGAUGUCAUUGCUGGGCAGUUUUAUGGACAUACCCACCGUGAUAGCAUCAUGAUUGUUUUAGAUGAAAAGAACAAGCCAGUUGGAUCUGCUUUUGUUGCACCAGCUGUAACACCCAUUAAGUCUGCCUCAGAGAGUGAGUCAAAUAAUCCAGGAUUUCGCUUGUACCAAUAUGAUACUAAUGACAAUAGCUUGAAGGACCUCUGGCAUUACUACCUAAAUCUUACUGAUGCAAACCUACAACAAAAAGCGUUGUGGAAGCUGGAAUAUAUUAUGACCAAAGAGUACAACAUAAAGGAUCUACGGCCUGAAAGUUUGCAAGAACUUGUCACAAGGUUUCAAAAACCACAAAGCAUUGAAUUCCAAAAUUACUACAAGAAUUACCUAGUAAACUUCGAUACCCCAUCCGGUUGUGAGAAAUUAUGCAAAACUAAACAAAUUUGUGCAAUACAAUUUGUUGAUGUCUCCUCCUACAUAGACUGCCUUUUAUUCUCAUUGAAACAAAGCAGCAUAGAGGACACUUCAAAUUUUAUUUAAAGAAAGUUACAGUUCAUGAUGUGAAAUCAAGCAUUUAUGAUACUUGGGGCCUGAGGGACUUUAUAAUUUUAUGUAUGGGAGAAGAUCUGUAAAAUCCAAAGAAAAUGGAAAAAUAUACAAGACAAAAAAGAAAACAUGCAGUUCCCUGCUAAAGUCUACAUGUGACAACAGACCGCAAUAUAUUUAAUAUUUUUCAUUAUUCUACUUCAACAAUAAAUUAUACAGAAUUCAUGGAACAAUGUAAUUUUAAUUUAAAGACAUGUAAAGUAUCGCAAUCAAUUUUUUUAUUGCUCCGAUACAUUUAAAAUAAAAUAAAAAUGGGCAUAGUGCCUUGAAUAAAAAUAAAUUACCAUUGUUUUUAUAAAGGUGCUUUACAGACUAAUGUGUCUUCAUGGUUACAGACAACAAACACCUUUUUCUGAUUUAGUUAUAUAUAAAUAUAAAUUAAUUUUUGAAUAAAUAAAUAUACAUACAACUUUUAAUUUAUAUUUUGGUAGGUUAAUGUGGUACGCC
Molecule: messenger RNA, 2177 nt
Organism: Hyla sarda
Lineage: Eukaryota; Metazoa; Chordata; Amphibia; Anura; Hylidae
Gene: SMPDL3A
Product: sphingomyelin phosphodiesterase acid like 3A
Exons: 9
Coding region: 510-1664 (384 amino acids)
Biological process (GO): sphingomyelin catabolic process
Molecular function (GO): sphingomyelin phosphodiesterase activity
Source: RefSeq, a predicted model, not a curated record